AUGUCCAAAGGUGCCAUCAGGAAGGAGCUUGAGGAGGAGCCGCUCGUCGAGCGGGACGGCGAGGACAGCUGUGGCAAUUGCUGUGACUCAGCGCAAGGCGAUGCGGCGCUGCCAAGUACUGCCGGCCCGCCGUCACCAAACACACACCAUACAUCAGCAAAGAACAAACCGUCGCCGCACGCCACGAGGCUCAAGUGGACCAGCUUGGCGCUGCUCGUCGUGCAGAACAGCAGCCUUUUCGUCGUCACACGCUUCUCACGAGACGUCGGGCCGAACGAGCCGCUCUACCUGGGAUGUGUUGUUCUGAUUUGUGCACCGCCGGUGUCUCAACAGAAUUUUACAAGAAAGCUCCCUCUGUAA
Messenger RNA from Emiliania huxleyi CCMP1516, 360 nucleotides. RefSeq lists its product as hypothetical. Lineage: Eukaryota; Haptophyta; Isochrysidales; Noelaerhabdaceae. The coding region runs from base 1 to 360 and encodes 119 amino acids. The record is from RefSeq and is a predicted model, not a curated record. The transcript has a single exon.